Messenger RNA from Cynara cardunculus var. scolymus (artichoke), 1924 nucleotides. Its product is annotated as clathrin coat assembly protein AP180-like. Bases 158 to 1924 code for a protein of 588 amino acids. The transcript has a single exon. Gene Ontology annotation, molecular function: clathrin heavy chain binding; 1-phosphatidylinositol binding; phosphatidylinositol-4,5-bisphosphate binding. The record is from RefSeq and is a predicted model, not a curated record. Gene Ontology annotation, biological process: clathrin-dependent endocytosis; vesicle budding from membrane; clathrin coat assembly. Lineage: Eukaryota; Viridiplantae; Streptophyta; Magnoliopsida; Asterales; Asteraceae. Gene Ontology annotation, cellular component: clathrin-coated vesicle; clathrin-coated pit.
ACAUUUAUGCACACAUCCACCCUCUUCACACCUCCAUUUCUCCACUCUCCAAAUUCUCCUGCAACCUCCUCCAUUUCUCCCCCAAAUCCUGCAAUUCAAGAAAUCUUGUUAAAAGGAUUACCCUAAAUCUCUUCCCAUCAAAAAGGGAUCAUCAAUUAUGCCAAGCAGGUUGCAGAAAGCCAUUGGAGCAGUGAAAGAUCAAACCAGCAUUCAUCUAGCCAAAAUCAACAACCAUACUUCAUCCCAUCUCCAGGUUGCUGUCCUUAAAGCCACCACACACGACGAUUCCCCCGUCGAUCAGCGCUACGUCUAUCAAAUUCUUCACUUGAUCGCCUCCGACAAGAUCUAUGCAGCCGCCUGUGCUCGAGCCAUUGCCAAAAGGAUCACUCGAACCCGUAAUUGGGUCGUUGCCCUCAAGUCGUUGAUGCUUGUGCUACAAAUCUUUGAAGAUGGUGAUCCUUACUUUCCUAGAGAACUUCUUCAUGCAACCAAAAGGGGUUCUAGGCUUUUGAAUCUCUCGGAUUUCUGUCAUGAUUCGAGUUCGAAUUGGGAUUACACCGCAUUCGUUCGGACGUUUGGCUUGUAUCUGGACGAGCGGUUGGAUUGUUUUCUAACGGGAAAGCUUCAAAGGAGAUAUACGUAUAAUGAGAGAGAAGGUUCUCGUAGCUUUCGAGGACGGACUAAUGAAUCCUUUCGUGAGAUGAAACCUUUGAUGCUGGUUGAUAGGAUUGUUCAUCGGCAGCGACUGCUCGGACGAGCAGUCGCUACACGACCAACCGGUGGAGCGAAAGAUCACUGGUUGGUUAAGAUAGCGUUGUAUGCGGUUGUUAGGGAGAGUUUUGAUUUGUACAAAGAUAUUUCGGACGGGUUGGCUCUUCUGCUCGAUAACUUUUUCCAUUUGCCAGACGAAGCUUGUGUUGGAGCCUUUCGGAUUUGCGUAAAGGCUGCAAAGCAGUUCAAAGAACUCGACAAGUUCUAUUCCACGUGUAAAACCAUCAGUAUCGGGAGAAAUUUGGUGUACCCGACUGUCCAGACCAUAUCGGGAGAGUUGAUUGAAACCCUCGAAGAGUUUUUGAACGAGAAAUCAUUUUUCCCGUUGCAAACACGGAUUCCCAGCAAGCUGUUGGUUCUCCCGGGGAACGGAUUGUCAUCAAGACGCCACAAAAGUCAUGGAGAAAAAUCCCAGUUCUCAGGGUUCAGUUCGUCUACAGAGAGGAUUUCGGAUCAAACUUCUGAAUCUGAGUCGGAGAGCAAAUCUGGAGAGGAUUUGAACACUACCACAAACACGAGCACAAACUCGAUGGUCGACCUUCUUUCACUGGAUGAUUGGCCAGCUAACGAUGUACCAAAUUUGAGCAUGGCAAAUUCCCGUUCUGGUAACGGCUGGGAGUUGAUUCUACCCGAGAAUGUAACGCCAUCAUCACAUACUGAAUUUGACGGUCUUGAAGCUUCCGGAAAUCAGCAUAAAGAACCUCAUUCCGGUGACGGUUGGGAGCUUAUCCUACCACAGACACCAACCCAGUAUCAAACAGACAUUUCGUCGAACACCUUUCAUGCAUCUCCUACAACCGCAUUUCUUCAGCCUCAACUUCCACCCAUAAAUCAUUACAACCCGUUUUUACAAGAUCCACAGGACAUUCCAGCGACCAACUCCAAUUCGGCAUCAGGUUUUGAAGCAAGUUUUCCGGGAAAUGGUCCCUACUUAAGAAGCACAAAUUCUCCGGCAACCAUACCUGCAUAUUGGGAAGGAAAUCAAACAGAAGUAGUGAAUGACCCUUUCACAGUAAACAACCCCUUCGCACAGGAUACGAGAAACAGAGAUCCGUGUAAUGGCAUGGCGAAUCAACAAAAUUUGAUACAGCAGCACCAGCUAUGGCUGCAAAACCAGGAGAAAAUCAUAGCUAGACAUACAGUAAGCGUUUGA